Molecule: messenger RNA, 1588 nt
Organism: Kickxella alabastrina
Lineage: Eukaryota; Fungi; Kickxellomycota; Kickxellomycetes; Kickxellales; Kickxellaceae
Product: surface antigen-domain-containing protein
Exons: 1
Coding region: 71-1531 (486 amino acids)
Biological process (GO): protein insertion into mitochondrial outer membrane
Cellular component (GO): outer membrane; SAM complex
Source: RefSeq, a predicted model, not a curated record
UUUUUUUUAUAAUUUGUAUUAUCAAUUAGAAAAUAAAUUCAAACUGACACUUUAAAUCAAACGUUUUAAAAUGUCAGCCUACACAGAGCCCAGCACCAAUGCUGACACUGACGCUGGGUUUUCGGCGCGCAGCAUCCUCAGCGAAGCGUUUGCUUCCCCUGCGCCGCGCCAGGCACCACCACCGCAGCCACAGCCACAGCCACAACUAAAGUCACAGCCACAGUCACAGCCAAAGUUGCAGCCGCAGCAGCGCACAGUGGACGUCAGCAAGCACAGCUCCCAUGUCAGCAAAUUUUCGAUCUCCGGAGUAUCUCGCAUCCGGCCCGGGUUCCUCAGCGACCUCCUCCAGCCAGUCUUCGCAGCACAAACAAUUAAGCAGACAGUCGACGAGACCCGCGAAGCAGCCGGCAAGCUACACGCCUUGGGCAUAGCCAAAGCCGUCGCCGUUGAGGUUGACCAAGCAGACAAUGGCCUGCACGUGCAUUUCCAUUGUGAGGAUGGCAGCCGGUAUAUUAUCAAAACUGGCGUUGAUGUCGGGGACAACGAGGGUACGGCGAGUAUCACCGGGCGGCUCAACAAUAUCUGGGGCGGCGGCGAGACGCUUGAGGCAAAUUAUGCGCGCGGAAACCGCACACAGGCGGCAAUGCAGGCGACGCUGAGUGUGCCGGUGGCGGCGGAUCCGCGGAAACGCAUGGAUCUGGCAGCCACACAGGUGACGCUAAGCGGCCGACCCUACAGUGCGCAUGAUGAGCUAAGGCGCACAUGGACGGCUGCAUACCGCGAGAACCGCCCUGAGGGCAUUCAUGAGCUGCUGUAUGCCUUGAGCUGGCGCAAUAUCUGCGCGCUAGGCGCCAAUGCUUCGCCGACAUUGAGGGAGGACGCCGGCCAUUCGCUCAAGUCAUCCGUGGCGUACAAUUUUACGCGCGACUCGCGCGAUUCGCCGACGGUGCCGACCACUGGGUCGUAUGUGCGUGUGGGGUCGGAGGCGGCCGGAAUUGGCGGCGACGUGCGGUUUGUGCGCUCGCUGGCUGAAGCCCAGACAAAUCGCGAUUUGGGCCGUGGCUUUGUCCUCAGCAGUGGCAUCCAGGGAGGGCUGCUGUGGGGCGGCGGGGCGCGCACGUAUGUUUCGGAUCGGUUUUUCUUGGGCGGCAGCACCAGCGUCCGCGGCUUUGAGCAUCGCGGGAUUGGGCCGCAUGAUGGCCAGGACAGCAUUGGCGGAGAUGCCUUUUAUGCGCUGGGCCUGAGCUUGCUGACCCCGUUGCCCUGGGUAAAGACGGACGCGCUGAGGGGGCAUUUGUGGGCCAAUGCUGGCCAAUGCGCCCUGCUGGAUGCCCGCGGCUUGGGCAAUCCUGAGAAAACCGGCGAGGUGCACCGCUUCUUGACGUCGCCGUCGGCGUCGGUUGGGUUCGGCCUGGUGUACCGUCACAGCAUGGUGCGUGUCGAGCUCUCCUGCUGCCUACCCAUUGUGGCCACAGCAACCGACCGACCCAACCCUGGCCUGCACUUUGGCCUGGGUCUCCAAUUCCUCUAAAACCCUUCACCCUCCUUUUGGUUUUAAAAAAACAUUAUUAUUAUUAUUAUUAUUAUU